AUGAUAGCCAACGCACCGCCAACUGUCUCCCCUCCGUUAAUGACCCCAGGAGAGGUGCCGAUAGUGCUAAAACGAGAUUCAUCAGGGAGCCGCAAAAAAGGCAGCAUUGAUCUCGGUCCAGCGCAGCCUGAUGUCGCUAGAUCUCGUUCUUCGUCGACUUCGAGUCUAUCGAUCCCCUUCCGUGAAAGUGAUGCGGAGGUCGUUACGGUGGAAGGAUUACCUCACGCCGAUGUCGAGUUAAAGGCUAGGCAAUACAAAACUGCCACCUUCGCCCAAACCCUUCUCUGCCUCCUGCGCACCUUGAACAUACCAUCGUGGUGUGAUGGAGGAGCUCCGACGGACACCCUGAUGAUUCAGAAGGUGUCAGGUUCUUUGACUAAUGCCGUUUUCUUCGUCUCUCGGUCAGGAUCCCGCACACUUCUCCUUCGCAUUUACGGCGCCUCCUCCGCUUCCCUGAUCUCUCGCCCACGCGAACUUCAUACCCUUUACAUACUCUCUUCGAGGUAUCGCAUCGGACCGAGAAUUUACGGUACCUUUGGGAAUGGCCGUGUAGAGGAAUACUUCGACUCAGUUCCUCUGACGGCAGAGGCAUUACGAGACCCUAAAGUCAGUCGCUGGAUUGGUGCUAGGAUGGCAGAGCUCCACUGCGUGGACGUGGAUUUCAUCGAGGGGACGUCUCCAGAUGCUGCCGCAAAGGGAGGCCAUUGGGAAAUCGCGGCUACCAAGAAUUUCCGCUCUUGGCUACCAGCGGCUAGGGAGGUCUUAUCCUUACCCGCUGUCUCCCCUCGUUUGAGAGAAGAACUGGACCUCGACACUUUCGAGCGAGAAUGGGAACGAUACAUGCUGUGGCUGGACAGCUAUGAACACAAGAAUGGUGCGAGCCCCAGGGUCUUCUGCCAUAACGACACGCAGUACGGCAAUCUACUCAGGUUGACGUCUGUCAAGGAGGGCAUGUCUGAACACCGACAGAUUAUUGUAGUCGAUUUCGAGUAUUCGUCUGCAAACGCUGCUGCGUUCGACAUGGCUAACCAUUUCCACGAAUGGACAGCUAAUUAUCACACGACCACACCGCAUCUUCUCACUCCGUCGCUCUACCCCACUGUGGCACAACGCCGAAACUUCUAUCAGGCCUAUCUCUCGCAUUAUCGCAUGAAUUCUUCCUCUUCGGAGAUGAAAGACGUAGAAGAGUUUGAUCUGCAUACACUGGACUCCCAAGUUCAGGCGUGGAGUCCGGCUUCUCAUGCUUUCUGGGCUGUGUGGGGUAUUGUCCAAGCUCGCGAAGAUCUGGAGAAUGGAGAGCGCGAACCCGAGUUUGACUACAUCGGAUACGCCAAGUGUAGAAUGGACGGGUUCCGAAGGGAAGUCCAAGCCCUGUACGAAGGAAGGCGUUAG
Gloeophyllum trabeum ATCC 11539 is the source of this 1392-nucleotide messenger RNA. Its product is annotated as choline kinase, cytoplasm. The transcript is spliced from 3 exons. The record is from RefSeq and is a predicted model, not a curated record. Bases 1 to 1392 code for a protein of 463 amino acids. Lineage: Eukaryota; Fungi; Basidiomycota; Agaricomycetes; Gloeophyllales; Gloeophyllaceae. Gene Ontology annotation, molecular function: ethanolamine kinase activity; choline kinase activity. Gene Ontology annotation, cellular component: cytoplasm. Gene Ontology annotation, biological process: phosphatidylcholine biosynthetic process; phosphatidylethanolamine biosynthetic process.